This is a messenger RNA of Penicillium brevicompactum, 633 nucleotides long. RefSeq lists its product as uncharacterized. Lineage: Eukaryota; Fungi; Ascomycota; Eurotiomycetes; Eurotiales; Aspergillaceae. The coding region runs from base 1 to 633 and encodes 210 amino acids. The transcript has a single exon. The record is from RefSeq and is a predicted model, not a curated record.
AUGGGAUCCUCGCCCUCCACAAUAUCUCAAGAUGUGAAUACAAUGAGCUCUGAUUCUUCAUCUCAGGCUAAGCAGCAUCACCCAAUGAACUUGGCUGAAGCUGUCGAGACAUACAACGUCUUACGUCAUCUUCUCCCCGCCGAGCUCGUGCUGGAUAUUUUGGCACUUGCAGAAUACUGGUUGGAGACCGCCGUCAUGCGGGGCGAUGUGCUCACUUACGAUGAUGUUAACUACGCCAAGCGACAGCCCUAUCUGACAUCUGAACCGAUCCCAGAGGGGCGCUUAGAAGAGAUCAGAAUCGACAUCUGGAGUCAUGACCAAGGCUGGAGCAGUUACCGAGAGUCAUACGGCACAUACGAAAACUCCUGGACUUGGUUUGAGCUUGCAAUUGAGAAAUUCGAGGGCAGGACAGUGAUAGGAAAAACCGACUCUAUUCGCUUGGCGACCAACGUGCAUGCACAGAAGGAGGCACAACAUCAUCAAAUUGUGUUUUCGCGACAAAACAAUGUGACAUUGAUGCAAGCUCUGGAAACCGGUGAUAGGGUUUCCAUCAUCCCCUUGGCUCGAUUUCCCGGCUGGCGAAACACUGUGGAGAGAGCUUCAAUACAGAUCUGCACUGCCCCUAUUUUGUGA